Porites evermanni is the source of this 1783-nucleotide messenger RNA. NCBI's taxonomy places the organism in Eukaryota, Metazoa, Cnidaria, Anthozoa, Scleractinia, Poritidae. The record is from the annotation of a GenBank genome assembly.
UUUUCAGUGGCCGUGAAAUUAUCUUUGGUCUUAGCGGUAGUGGUCGGUGUAGCAUCGGCUCUAGCUGCCGCGUUGUUAGCCGUGCUGUGCAAGUGCUGUUGGGUAUGGUGGCGAUACCGCAGAUUCCAUCGAAGGCGCAGCCCUUCUCAAGAGACUCACAUUAUUAAUCAGAAGGGCAAAUGGCCAGGGGGAAUUACUUAUCAAACGUACGAAAACGGAUCUGUUGCGGACUAUGACAGCAUUUCCAGUGGUGAGGAACCGUACAUUGUUGAAACGCCCGGAGACUUCGGUAAACUUCAGUUCUUGCUUGAAUACAAUAAGGAUGAAGACGUUCUAAUUAUUGGUCUUGUUCAGGCGAAGGGCAUCAUUUGCAAAACGAACAUACAGACAGCCUACGUCCAUCCUGUUAUUCAGCUCUGUAAAGGAGGGAAGACUUUGGGAGAAAGAGAUAUUGAAAAACAAAAAAUGACGUUUGAACCACAGUGGAACGAAGAGGUGUUGUUUUCGCUGGACGGGAACCCAAUUGAUACACUUUCUUUUUCCAUUCGACUGAUCGAACUGGAUUCAUAUUCAAACGCGCAUGUGAUUGGCCAAGUGGAGCUUUCACUGAGCGAGGUUGAUUUUGGUGAACCGCAACCCAGAUGGUACGACAUCGCCGGCGAACAAAAGGUAAAAAAAAAAGACCUAAAUAGUUAAUAUCAGAUCUGCAACGACCAAUGGACAGCAGAGUGAGAUCUGAGUACUAUAUAUAAGAAAAAAAUCAAUAAGUGUCCUGCAAAUCGUAUAAACUGACGUCGAUAGCUUCACUCGCGUGGCCUGAAGAGCAGGCUUAUGUUUGGCAGGCGACAGCCAUCUUUGGUGGCGAUUUCAAAGUGUCGGUAACGUGUGCAGAGCAUAUGCGGAAUCUGAGAAAGUGCCUGCAAUGAAGGGUAACUAACACUUUCGUUGACUCACAACAGCGCGCCUGUGCAAGAACGAUCUUUACUGUGGGGAGAGUUGGUAGGAAGUUAUUGUGGUGUUUGUGUGCUUAGAUGCGGGCCAAGUAAGUAAAAACAAUAGACCCGCUAUCGUAUAGAGAGCUCCAUGAUGACGAUCUAAACUAGAUUGUUUGUAUUCAUUUUUAACCCAGUUACCAAGUCAUGAGUACGUUGGCGAGCUGCUCCUUUCAUUAAACUACUUCCCCACCACCCAGCGACUGACGAUCGUAGUUCUGAAGGCAAGAAACCUAAAGAUUGACACCAAAUCUGGAUUAUGGGGUAAGUUUGCAGUAAUCAGGGAUCUAUUUGACAAUAAAUAUGUGGUGCUGUAUUGCAUAAGACUUCAAGGUAACAACCGGCUGAUUUUAGCAAGUGGAUAUUUUUUUAUCUGGGUCUUUCUGGAUAUGCCUACCAAUCCCAUAAUUUCACCAAUUUAGUUUUUGUGACGUCAACUUUUCUCUUCUCUAUAGCACGACUAUUUUUUCUCUUUUCCAGGCCCAACAGUUAAGGUAUUUCUCAUGUUAAACAAAACAAGACUGGGAAGAAAGCGAACAGCCAUGCAAAAAAAGACCGUUAACCCAGUUUACAAUGAAGCAUUCACAUUCAAGGUUACCUCGGAAACGCUGUCCAAAGUUACAUUCAAGGUUCUUGUAGUGAACAAACAUUCCCAGGGUUCUGAUCAAAUGGUCGGUCAUGUGUUUCUUGGACAGCAAGUAACCGGAAGUGGGUUUGCACACUGGAAUCACAUGUUAGCCUCGUUGCGAAGACCUAUCGCCAUGUGGCAUCCCCUACUUCCUGGCAUAUAA